CAAGUUUUAUUGCAUAAUGAAUGAAUAUGCAGGUGUAAAAUGCUUCUCCUCUUUAGUUUACUUUGGCUUAAAUUUCUGGGCAUCGAAGGGUGUUGAAUAUAGAUACAGUUUGCAUACUCUCUGUUUAUUGUUAAGGGUCGGUUACAAACAAUAAUGGAGAAAUAUGUCAUACAUAGAUCUCUUUAUUAGUAAAAGCUAUUUUAUAUUCUCACAUACUCAAGGGGCUCAAUCUCUAUUUUUCUCAUGCAAACAGUUGGUUUCAGCAUUCGAGAAUAGAAUAAUACGAUUUCAAAUACAGGGGUCUCUCUCUCUCUCUCUGCAUUUUUUUCUUGGGGACUCUCUCUCUAUAUAUAUCUCAGUUUCUUGAAGCUCUCUCUCUCCUCGUUGUGCUCGGAGUUGCUCUCUCCCCCCUUGUUAUUCUUGGGGAGUAGCUCUCUCUCUCUCUCUCUCUAUCUUUCUUUUUCUUGGGGGAGUAGCAAGAGGACAUAGAACCUCCCACCACCUCUCUCUCUCUUUCUCUCUCUAAAUUAGAAAACCAGAUGGAUCCAAGAAAAAACCAUCUCAAAUAUACCUCUUUCCGCUCCUCCAUUCCCGGCAGAGCAACCCACAUUCCGGCACCAAAUCGUCAACUUCUCCGGCAACUCGUUUGCACUUCGACUGCUGACGUGUACAUCCACCCAUCCCCGGCUCAAUUGAUCCGCGCUUCCGCCAGGUGGGAUGUCAACAAGUCGAGGAAAAAGCGUCCUGAAUUCUUUGGCCGUGAUUCGGCCGGAAAACCAAAGAUUUCGUCAAUUACGCCAGAGCUCUGGUGUACUGGCCGGUUGCCCCUGACGACCUCCAUGUCAUCAGUGGACUGCCACGUGCCAGUUUCAGGGGGCGUCACAGCGGCCACGGCCACAAUGAGGCCGGGUCAUUUUCGAUACCCAAGAAGGUUAGAGCGAGCUCCUCUCAAGGGAACCGAUGAUCAUCAUCAUCCCACUGUUAUCCCAACUAUUUCGGGUCGGUCCAUCGGCAAUGCUGAUGAGGUCUUAUUAGAGGUAGAGAACCGAAUAAAGCAUGUCAGGCCAAGGGUGAAGGGAAAAGAGGUUGUAGGGUUCAUGGAAAAGAUUAAAUCAUUCUCCAUAGAGAAGAAGGAGAUGUGUUGCAUAUGUCAGACCUCCAAGGUGAAGAUGAAAUGGGGAGGCUCCAAUGUGGCCAUGGCUACCAUCUAAGCUGCAUAAGGCGAUGGCUCCUUCAUAAGUGUGCUUGCCCAAUCUGCAAGGCCCAUGCCUCCUUUGCUAAAGCUUCUCAUCCUUCCCAUUUUCCUUAAUGUAUUUAUUUCCCACUUAAGGAAAUUUCUUCUCCUUUCCUUUUUCCUUUUUUUUUUUUAUCAUAAAAGGUUGUUUCCUAGCUUGGAUGAUGAUGAUUUUAUUCGGGUGGCGAGCAAAUUGACCCACUUAAACCCAUAAUACCUUGUAUAUAUGUGAAAAUGUAUGGUCUCUUAAUAUAUAAUGAACAUAAUCAAA
Amborella trichopoda is the source of this 1505-nucleotide messenger RNA. Lineage: Eukaryota; Viridiplantae; Streptophyta; Magnoliopsida; Amborellales; Amborellaceae. The record is from RefSeq and is a predicted model, not a curated record.